Molecule: messenger RNA, 1342 nt
Organism: Toxoplasma gondii ME49
Lineage: Eukaryota; Apicomplexa; Conoidasida; Eucoccidiorida; Sarcocystidae
Exons: 1
Coding region: 96-593 (165 amino acids)
Source: RefSeq, a predicted model, not a curated record
UCUCCCCUGCUUUGAUCUUCUCCAUCCCCUUCCUGCUCCUUUUCUCUCGUAUUUGGCUCCAUUUUUUGUGGAAGAGGAGAGCACUUGUCGCGUCGAUGCGAGGAUGUCUCGUAGCCGAGAAACUCGAGGAGAAUGUACCGAAGGGGACUCCAUACUUGUCACGCCUUGUCCCCGAAACUCUGAGCCGCUUGCGAAUUCCAGUUGCCGACAGAGAUGGAACUCAUCGCCACCGCUCCAGAGACAGAAUGCAACGCAAGGAACAGAGUCGAAGAAAACGAAUCUUGCAGAGAAGAUCAGACGAGGAGAGAAACAGAGAGAAGAGACAGGAGACAGAGGAGACGCAACAGCGAAGGAAAAGCAGACGUACUUUUUCCGGCCGUCAGGGAAACCUACCGUUUCGUAGAGCGCAGAGAACUGUCCCGAGAAAGGGGGUUCUCAGAUUUCCAUGUCAUUUUCCAUUUUUCGACAAGUGCGAAUCUUCAGAACCGCAACUUGUUUUCUCCGGGAAGUCUUUUUGCUUCCGUCACUUUUUCUCUGAGUCUACAUCGGCCAAGUUCUCGGCGCAGGAUGUGAAGUGCUGCCGUCACUUGUGAGCACUCCUGCAGAUGCGAUUUCGGUCGGAACCGUCGGACGGUUGGAGUCAUCAUCUGAGCCAAGGGCAGAGCGACUUCCAAAAUCCCCAACAGAGAAAGGUGCAGAGAAUCAAUGCAUCGCCCUGUAGAAAACGAGGUGCUCGAGAGAGACCGUCUAUGCGGCUGGAAGCUCUCUCGGAAAUCUAUUCUCUGUGCACAGCUCAGGGAAUCCUGUAUUUAAGAACGUCAGGCGCCUUCCCCCCCAAUUGAACCUGAUUCUUCUGUCAAGUACAGAAAAAAAUAAAAUGCCCACUCUGCGUCCGUUCUCACACAGAAGACAGACACCUACGCUGAGCAAAGCACAACAGUUUCCUCGCCUUUCAGAGGGAAGCACGAACUCUCCAGUCGCGGAGACGUCCCCUGCACACACUUUUGACACCUACUCACAUUCUUGUGUAUACAUUUAUAUUCAUAUAUUUAUAUAUAUAUAUAUAUAUUACUUAUAUAAUAUAUAUAUAUAUAUAUAUAUAUAUAUUUCCAUGUGCGUGGACAUGCAAGUACUCGUGUUUGUUAGGAAAGAGCUGAAAAGUGUAGGAAUCUAUAUGGACGGUUCGUUUCAACAUGGUUUCUAUUAUAGAUCUAGAUACAUGGAAAUGCAUGCCUUGGUGGGUCCUUUUGAACACAUGCAUGUAGACAUUUGUUUGAUUUCUUUUCAAUGUGCUUGUGAUCUGUCUUUUGCUGUUGGCUGCGCAAGCCAAGCCUCGGGAGUA